Molecule: messenger RNA, 1713 nt
Organism: Exophiala spinifera
Lineage: Eukaryota; Fungi; Ascomycota; Eurotiomycetes; Chaetothyriales; Herpotrichiellaceae
Exons: 5
Coding region: 1-1713 (570 amino acids)
Molecular function (GO): protein binding
Source: RefSeq, a predicted model, not a curated record
AUGUGUUCACUACUGGAUCUCGCCCCCGAGGUCCUACAUCACAUUUUCACACAUGUUCACCCUACAGACCUGUCUCCAUUGUCUAUGACAUGUCGAUAUUUCAACCAGGUCAUCCAGAACGACGAACUUCUCUGGAAACACCAUUAUCUCUGCCUAUUUGAUCUUCCUCCGGAAGAUGGUACAACCUCUUGGAAAACAAGAACAACUCAGCUCGUCACCGCCAUAAAGAUCCUGGAGGCUGAUGAUGAGAGCACCGCGGCUUUGCAGGAAGUGCUAGAGGCCACUCUCAAGCUCAUUGAAGUCUCGGUCUCCCAGUCACCAAAGAACACCGACUUUCUCGCCAACCAUUUCAAAAAGGCCGCGAAUCUCAGCGCCUUUCUCUGCAAAUCCAGCCUGUUCCCCCGCGCCGCGCCUGGAAAGUGGACUGCUGCACCCACAGCGGCGCUUCGACAGCUUUCCGCCAGGCUCCAUGUGCUCGGUGGAAUGAAUCUUGAAGAUCCGUGGCCCCGAAUCGACGGACACACAUGCAUCCACAUUGCCGCUUCUCAUGAUUCAAGCGCCGAGGACGACGCUGAUGACGACGACAGCAGUGACAGCGAGGACGACAACACUAACGCUAACACUGGCACUGACAACAACAAUAACGAGAACGAUACCAACAACAACAACAACAACAACAACGAGGACGACUACAACGAUAUUGACGAUAUUGACGAUGACGACGCCAACGACGACGAUGGCACCGAUGGUGGUGAAUACCCAGAAGUUGUCAGCCCUGCAGCGGCCAGUGCAGGUGGAGACGCAUCCACGCCCUCCACAAGUACAUCGACGACCUUUUCGCCGCAACCCAUCCGCUAUGCACACCCGUAUGCUCGAUCCCAAGUCUACGACUUGCGCCGCUACACGCAGGCGAACAAGUGGGGUCCAUUUAUGGACGACGGCUCCGGACGAAUCGACUGGGAAAAAGUUCAAGCCAUCAUGAUCGUCAUCGGGUUCAACUACAGAAUGUACGCCGAGCGCCGCGGGGCGUCGUCGUCCUCGCACUCCGGCGUUCUCCGGCCCUGGGACGAGGCCUUCUUCGGCAUCGCCACCAACAGCUACGUAUCCUCCCCCUUGAGCGGCAAACUCAGGCCCAGCCUUCACCCCGACCUCGACGCCGUUGACCCUUACGGCGUGACGGGGACUUGGAUGCGCAUCGUCUGCUUCCUGGACUUCAACGACCUCUACGCCUUCAACUUCGAAUCCGGCCGACUUGACCCCACGCAGGACCGCGAACCGCUGACCACGCGCGAGGCCUUCCGUCUCAUUCGACUCCAGCUCCACGUGACGGCGGUUGAUGCUCCCAACCCCGACCUCGGAGACGGCGACAUGCCCGUCGUCCACUUCCAGGGCACGAGCCGGAGCACCUUCAUGGCCUGGGAUCCUAACGCAAACAGUCGAAUCCGCGGCACCGUGAGGAAGACGGCGAGUGGUGCGAUCCGUUGGACCACAUUUAGCAUUUUCCAUGGAGAGGAGCGCUGGCGGUCCGAAGGCGUACAAAUCGGCGGCAUACGCUCCGCCCGGGGUAUCCUGGGCAACUGGUUCGACAAGGACUACGACAUCCACGGUCCCGCAGGGCCGACGGCCUUCUGGAAAAUCAGCGACGAAAUGGUCGAAGAGGCCCACCACAAUCCGCCUCCCAUGGUUCAAAUCUUUCUGAACGGAGGUCCCUAG